Ogataea haglerorum is the source of this 876-nucleotide messenger RNA. RefSeq lists its product as uncharacterized. The transcript has a single exon. Lineage: Eukaryota; Fungi; Ascomycota; Pichiomycetes; Pichiales; Pichiaceae. The record is from RefSeq and is a predicted model, not a curated record. Gene Ontology annotation, molecular function: cellulose binding. Gene Ontology annotation, biological process: carbohydrate metabolic process. The annotation marks the transcript as partial. Gene Ontology annotation, cellular component: extracellular region.
AUGUCGGCGACUGCCUUUGACCGAUGGUGUAGUCCUGAUGGCCACCAAUGUGGAGGCAUUUUAUGGGCGGGCCCAACACGCUGUUGCAGCAGAAGCCACCGCUGUGAGUACCAAAACUUGUGGUUCGCGCAUUGUGUGCCGCGGGACAGUAACCCAGAGCCAGGCGACGGCGACUCUUCUUCGUCCGCUACUUCCAGGUCGACGCAAUCGGACCAGACAUUUUCAUCGGCCACUCGCUCCUCAGGUCAUCAAGUGAACCCAUCCUCUGUUAUCCCGACCUCUGGCCAGAGCAGUGCCGGCUCCUACACCAGCAACGGCAACUCACAAUCGGCCCCAAGUUAUAGCUCUGUGCCGACCAGCGGGGCUUCGAGUUAUACGAGUGUGUCGCCCAGCUCUGCUUCUUCCAGCCCAGCGCCUAUUUAUAGCACCAGUCAAGUACCUAGUUAUGGUUCUAGCUCGAUUUUUGCAAGCCAAAGCUCAGCUUCUGUUUCCUACUUUAGCUCUGCCCCAAAUUAUGGUUCCAGCUCUGCUAACACGGCCUCAAGUUAUGGAUCGAGUUCUGGUCCUGCUUCUAGUUAUGGCUCCAGCUCUGCCAACACUGCGUCAAGUUAUGGCUCAGGUUAUGGAUCAAGUUCUCGCCCUGCCUCAAGUUAUGGCUCCAGCUCUCGCCCUGUUUCCAGCUACGGCUCAAGCUCUGCCAACACUGCUUCCAGUUAUGGAUCGAGCUCUGUCAAGACUGCCUCAAGUUAUGGAUCGAGCUCUGUCAACACUGCCUCCAGUUAUGGCUCGAGCUCUCGGCCUGCUUCCAGUUAUGGAUCGAGCUCUGUCAAGACUGCCUCAAGUUAUGGUUCCAGCUCUGCCAACACUGCUUCCAGU